Messenger RNA from Tetranychus urticae (two-spotted spider mite), 3226 nucleotides. RefSeq names its product Integrator complex subunit 7 (gene defl). Gene Ontology annotation, cellular component: integrator complex. Gene Ontology annotation, biological process: snRNA 3'-end processing. The record is from RefSeq and is a predicted model, not a curated record. Lineage: Eukaryota; Metazoa; Arthropoda; Arachnida; Trombidiformes; Tetranychidae.
GCUAUGGCUACAAUAAUAAAAUUUGUAGAAAGUGAAUGACAACUUAUUUUGAAAAUUGUAAAAAUUAUCAAUUAAAUUGUGUUUGAUUGUAUUUCACUGUGUCAACGUCAAAAUGAACUCUUCCCAGUUGGAUGAUCAUCCUAACUUGGAUGCCAAUAGUUUGCUAAGUGAGCUUGAUAAAGGUUUGCGAAGUGGAAAAAUGGGUGAGGAGUGUGAGGCCAUUGUUGGUUUUCCUUGGCUUUUUAUACGAUAUCCUUUUCCCAUUCUGAUUAACUCGGCAUCUCUUAAAUUGGCUGAUGUUUUUCGCAAUGGUUCAAACUUUUCUCGUCUUCUCAUUCUCAAAGUUAUCCAUGAAAGUGAGAAACAUUUGGAUAAGAUUAUAAACAUGGAUGAAUUUGUUCGCCGUUUAUUUAAUGUUACCUAUUCUAAUGAUCCUAUUGCUCGGAGUAUAACUUUACGAGCUCUUGCAAGCAUUUCUUGUAUUAUUGCGGAAAGAAAAAAUAUUCACCAUGUUAUUCGUCAUUCACUGGACGCUGAGGACCAAACUGAAUCACUAUCAGCAGUUCAAGCUGCUGCAGCCUUUUCUAAAAGAUCGGUUGAUUUUGCUCUGAGCAUUUAUCCUAAAGUUCUAACACUAUUAUCUAAAUCUGAAACACCAAUGGAAAAGAAAAUCAGAUUACUCUCGGUUCUGCACCAUUCUCAUUACAAUUCUCAGGUUGCUAAAGAUGUCAAAGACGCUUGUCUUUCCUUUUUAUCCGAUGAAAACUCUGACAAAUUUGCUUGUGCAAUCCUUAAUACUUUAACUUACAUCGCAACAACUUCACUUUUCGCCAUACCUGACCAUAUUUCUUUACUUUUGAAACAUUUUCGCCAUGAUACACGUCCCGUGGUUAAAAUGAGUAUCAUAAAAGAACUUACAACUAUGGCUCGCACAAGUCCUCACUUGUGGUCAAAAGAAAAUGUCCAAGACUUUUUGCACUGUGUACACUUCAUUAUCCCAGCUUUAUCAAAAAAUCCAACUUUACUUUCGCGUAUUAUGGCAAUUUUUGUUUAUCUAGUCAAAUGUCCAUGUUUACUUGCUGCGGAUGUUAAUUAUAUUGAACCUUUUUAUCAAGAACUUGAAAAGCUUUGCUUAACGGUUCACAAUGAUUGUCUUAAAUCAACUCAAGUAACGGAGAUAAGAAAAAAUUUGCGCCUCAUAGCUGUAUCAUUCCAGCUGAUGACUGCAUUAUCUCGACAUUCUGACAGGAUUAAAGCUCAAACCAUUCAAUAUCUACAAAAUUUUAUCAACUCUCAAGCGACUCAAGAACAUGAAAUUCCAAGUAGCGAACAGGAUGAAGAGUCAAAUAAAAUAAUUUGUGUUUGCAUUAAAAAUAUGUGUAAUAGUGAUGAAACUGUUGCAGAUCAAUUAGUAUCCUGCCUGGAAUCAAAACUAAAAUCUGGAAAUCUGUCAAAUCAAUGGAUUGGCUACACAUGUCAAAUAUUCUGCUCAUUACAGCAUCUUAACAUAAGUCCUGAUUUUCUAAUUCAUCUUUCCCAGAUGAUUAUCAAACUUAGUCUUGAUGAAAAAGUGGAUGAAUCAAUUUUGUCUCAACUUUUAACAUUACAUUUUCAAACAUCGACGCGACUCGACAUAAAAUGCUCCUCCGAAUUCGUUCAACAUCUUAAAGGCAGAAGUCAUUGGUUCUAUUUCAAGAUCAUUCGACAAGCUAUGAGAUAUGGUCAUUAUCAUGUAUCUCAAAUUUUUUGUGAACUUCUUCAAAAUUCUGCUUCAUCUGAAAACGUUCACUUUUGGAUGCUUAGUCUCUUCAAAAUUUCUCUGGCUGAAAGUCUCUUAGUGAAUUCAUCAGAGGGACCACAAUUAACUAAUAGUCUGGUCCAAGCCAUCACAUUUUACUCAGAAGCUCUCUCAGCUCUUAAAGCUUCUGGUUCAGGCUCUUACUGUCUCAUCUUUGCUGGUGAAUAUGUUCGACUGCGAUGUAAAUUAUUAAGAGCUCACGCAGCAUUAAGACAGUCUUGUAAUUUAAUCAGAACCUCACCGGCUCCAGCUAUUGCUGGUACAGCAGCUACAACAUCCAGAGAUGAACUAAUGAAAUGUGGUUCUGUUGUUUCUCAAAUGAGGAAAUGUGCUAAAGAUUUCCGAUCUUUGGCUGAUGCUUAUAGUUGUCUCUAUCAAACAUCCUUCAAUGCAGAUAAUGAAACACUUUCUCAUCUUCAAUUAAUCCAACAUAGCUGUACAAUCGUUGCCGAGGCAAUUGAAUCAGUCUUUCAGACUAAUCGGCUGAGUUCUCUCUUUGUCAACAAGGACACGCACCUUGAAAGUGAUCGUGUUACCGAUUCAAUAGAGACGUCAAUUGAAUACAGCAAAUUGAAUGCUGCAUGCCACGAAAUCUCCAAGAUAGUUCGAACUCGUUUAAGCGAUCAAAAAAAUUCCCUAGGAAAUCUGAUUGACUGUAAACAUAUCGCAACCUUACUCGCCUUGUCUAUAAAGUUACUUCAAGUUCCGCUUUGUAUACCAAGACUAUUUUUCCAAUCAAUUCAGAAUACUUGUAUUAAAUUGGCCAUCUCUCCUGUUCCCAAAACACCGAGUGACCCAAUAGUAACUCAAGCUAAUACUAAUUUUGCUCUCAAAGUUGAGGGUGUAAUAGUUUAUGGUGCAUCUUGUCGCAUUUUAAGGAAUGUGUCUAAAGUAAUGCUGAAUGUGAAUAGCUGUCUCGUAAAUAAAACUGGAAGUGGACCCGUUGACCAAUUGGGUAAACCUUUAGAUACUAAUGUUAGCCUUCAAUCUUUGGUAACUCCUCAUAAUGAUUAUUUCCAAGAGCAAUUUUUACUCGCAUUGACCACGGUGGGAAUUCAUUCAAUUAACAUUGAAGCUUCAAUUAUAGAUGAAAAUGAAGCUCAGUGGAAGACUGGACCAGUUGUUAACUUAUCAGUCAAAGUGCAUGAGGAUCUGUCGAACAAAUGAAAGUAUGAUUUCAUUUUCUACUGCCACCUUAACAGCUGCAUAAUCCGCGAUUAUUUAUAAUUUUUUAUGGAUACUUCCUUCUCGCAUCACAUCUCACCAAGCUGAUCUUCAUCAUUACUAUAAAUCUUGACAAUUCAAUUUUCAUGUACAUUCGUUCUUCGUUAAAUUUGAACAAUUUCUUAUAUUCUAGGAAAAGCUGAUAAAAUCUUUGGGUUUCCAAUUGAAGAAAAUAAUAAACAAGCGUUUCUGGAAUGUUAAAAA